Tripterygium wilfordii is the source of this 2255-nucleotide messenger RNA. RefSeq names its product putative 3,4-dihydroxy-2-butanone kinase. The record is from RefSeq and is a predicted model, not a curated record. Gene Ontology annotation, molecular function: ATP binding; glycerone kinase activity. The transcript is spliced from 21 exons. NCBI's taxonomy places the organism in Eukaryota, Viridiplantae, Streptophyta, Magnoliopsida, Celastrales, Celastraceae. The coding region runs from base 258 to 2042 and encodes 594 amino acids. Gene Ontology annotation, cellular component: cytosol. Gene Ontology annotation, biological process: glycerol catabolic process.
AGCAACCAAAAUCAACUCCCUUUCUUUGAAGAAAACCGGAAGAGGAAAAAAAGCUCCUUGUUCAGGUGAGUCUCUACAAACUCACUAAUCGUAGUUAUCCAAGUAACCACUUAAAUACCGAUUGAGACUCACUCCCCAAUUCCAAACCAAACAAACACAUAUUACUCUCUCUCUCAUUCCCCUACAGUUCAUGCAAGGCAUUACGACUUAGGGUUUGUGCUGUCGCUCUCUCUUCGAUUCAAGCAAGCGAGACUGUUAUGGCUUUUCCGGCGAAGAAACUCAUCAACGAUCCCAACGAUGUGGUUACCGAGUUCAUUGAGGGUCUUGUAGAAACUUAUCCUGGACUGCAGCACCUAGAUGGUUUUCCUUUGGUGAAAGUUGUGUUACGUGCUGACAUUUCAAGUGCAACAUAUGACAAGGUUGCUAUUAUAUCAGGAGGUGGAAGCGGCCAUGAGCCUGCGCAUGCUGGAUUUGUAGGAGAGGGGAUGCUAACAGCUGCUAUUUGUGGAGAUAUUUUUGCCUCUCCACAAGUUGAUUCAAUUUUAGCAGGGAUUCGAGCUGUGACUGGUCCUAGGGGAUGUCUUCUGAUUGUCAAGAAUUAUACUGGUGAUCGUUUAAAUUUUGGUCUUGCCGCUGAGCAAGCUAAAUCUGAAGGUUACAAAAUAGAGACUGUAAUUGUUGGAGAUGAUUGUGCUUUACCUCCUCCUCGGGGCAUUGCUGGACGAAGAGGAUUGGCAGGGACUAUUCUUGUCCAUAAGGUAGCUGGAGCUGCUGCUGCAGCUGGCCUUUCUCUUGCUGAUGUUGCUGCAGAAGCAAGACAUGCGUCUGAGAUGGUUGGAACGAUGGGUGUUGCAUUAUCAGUUUGCACACUGCCUGGUCAGGUUGCAUCAGAUCGUUUGGGCCCAGGAAAGAUUGAACUUGGCCUUGGAAUACAUGGUGAACCUGGUGCUGCUGUGGCCAACAUUCAGCCUGUGGAGGUGGUGGUUUCUCAUAUCCUUAAGCAGAUAUUAUCAGUGGAAACUGGUUAUGUUCCUAUUUCUCGUGGUAACAGUGUGGUGCUCUUGGUCAACGGCUUAGGUUCAACUCCUGCCAUGGAAUUGAUGAUUGCAGUAGGAAAAGCUGUCCCUCAAUUGCAGCUGGAACAUGGACUUGCUGUUGAUAGAGUGUAUACAGGGUCAUUUAUGACGUCUCUUGAUAUGGCAGGAUUUUCGAUUUCCAUAAUGAAAGCAGAUCAAGCUAUUUUGCGACGUCUGGAUGCUCCAACUAAGGCACCAUACUGGCCUGUAGGAGUUGAUGGGAAUCGUCCACCUGCCAAGAUUCCCGUUCCAUUACCACCAUCGAGUUUAGCUAAGCAUGAUGAGCCAUUGAGCCGGCCGGACCUGCUGAAUAAACAAGGACAUAUUCUUGAGGUGGCUAUUGAAGCAGCAGCAAAUGCUGUUAUUGGUCUCAGGGAUAGCUUAAAUGAAUGGGACAGCAAAGUUGGUGAUGGUGACUGUGGAUCAACUAUGUAUAGAGGGGCAACAGCUAUUUUGGCGGACAUGAAAAAGUUCUAUCCUCUGAAUGAUGCUGCAGAAACAGUAAAUGAAAUUGGAUCAUCUAUUGGGAGAGUUAUGGGAGGAACAAGUGGGAUCAUAUAUCAUAUACUCUGCAAGGCAGCAUAUGCAAAGUUGAUAUCAAAUCGUCAGUCAGUUGUCACAGCAAAACAAUGGGCUGAAGCGCUUGAUGCUUCCAUUGCGGCGAUCAGUAAGUAUGGGGGUGCGAGAGCUGGUUAUCGUACAUUAUUAGAUGCUCUUAUUCCAGCAUCAACAGUUCUUCAGGAGAGGUUAAAUGCUGGGGAUGACCCUUGUACUGCUUUUAUGCUUUCUUCUGAAGCUGCAUUGGCUGGAGCUGAAUCAACCAAACAAAUGCAGGCGCAGGCUGGCCGUUCAAGCUAUGUCUCUGGUGAGAUUCUUGCGUCAGUUCCAGACCCAGGGGCCAUGGGUGCUGCUUCGUGGUACAGAGCUGCAGCCUUGGCUGUCAAGGAUAAUUUCCAGGCUUUAUGAUCUGCGGUUUUGUCUCUCUGCAUUAUGCUUCUGACUGUUGAAUUUUUUUAAGAGAAUAUUUGUGCAUAAAGCUGAGAAAGCGAGUGUCACCCAUCUCCAUCUUGAACUCCAUUUUAAAGGGAUGUAAUUUCAAAGAUUACCAAAUAUGCAAAUAUUCUUCCAAAUAAUGUUUCAAUAUCUGAAAUGUCUUCAAAGCAGAAGGUUUAGGGUUUA